AAGGAACAACGUUUCUCAAAUUUCGAAGGUCGCACUCCCUUUUGGCAAGAACUCAACAUUAAAUAUGGUGAUUACUCGGCUGGUCCUGAAAAGGAUGGAACUCUCGUCUUCGAGAAAACAUUGCCAACUCCUGAGCCUUUGAUGCGAAAUCAAUCACUGUACUUACAUGUUUUCAUAACAAAGGCAGGACACUCACCUAAUCCAAGGGAAAGAAGUUUCAUCAAACGUGAGGUGAUUCAUGGAGUGCAUCGACUCAAUAAAUAUAAAAAGAAACAUUACAAAGUCACAGCCAAUUUGCUCACCGGGAAGAGCGAGCAAAGCGAAGACGAUUUGAAAAAAGCCUCUACAAUGAAUUACGAGAUCCUCAACUUCUGGCAUCCCAACCUCACAAUAAAUUUGGUUGACGAUCAAACAAGGUGGACUAAAGGUUCUCUUCCUCCACCUCUGGAUCAAGCUGUCGAAUUUGACAGUAUCGGAGGAUUCUAUUUGCCCAUAUUGUUCUUCAAUAAUUACUGGAACUUAGGUUCUGAAUACAUGCCCGUAAACGACACGGUCAAGGUAAAGAAUUUAGUUGAAUGA
Cylicostephanus goldi is the source of this 579-nucleotide messenger RNA. NCBI's taxonomy places the organism in Eukaryota, Metazoa, Nematoda, Chromadorea, Rhabditida, Strongylidae. The record is from the annotation of a GenBank genome assembly.